This is a messenger RNA of Centropristis striata (black sea bass), 534 nucleotides long. It is a transcript of the gene ly97.3, whose product is annotated as lymphocyte antigen 97, tandem duplicate 3. The record is from RefSeq and is a predicted model, not a curated record. Bases 106 to 384 code for a protein of 92 amino acids. The transcript has 4 exons. NCBI's taxonomy places the organism in Eukaryota, Metazoa, Chordata, Actinopteri, Perciformes, Serranidae.
AAAGUAUGAACGGGUAUAAAAAGAGGGGAUGUGGAUGAAUACAUCUCAGUCAUUGGCAGAACCCGAGACAGACGAAUCAGCAAGGCUGCAGAACUGAACAGAACGAUGAAGUUGUUGGUCUUUGCUUUAGCCGUCGUGCUGCUGUUUACAGCUGGUGAAGCCCUGGAUUGCCACCGGUGUGUCUCCAGGCAGGCCGGAGGAGCCUGUGAGCUCAGCGUGGAGACCUGUAAACCAGGGAAGGACGCCUGCGCUGCGGCCAAGUUCCUCAGAACUCCAUAUGGUCAGUACCAGAAAUGCAUGGCUCUGACAGACUGUGAAAAUCUGAAGAUGAACGCCUACAUCGAUAUUAACUGCUGCACCGAAGACAUGUGCAACACCUUUUAAAAUUACUAUGCGCUGGAGUGUCUUUGUGAAAGGCACUUAAACCCGAUGACUCCUUCCGACUCGUGUGAAUUCAGCUUCUUUUUAGAAGAACGAAAUUUGCUCAGUCAAUUUUUUUCCUUUGACAAAUAAAAUGGUUUGAAAAGGAGCAAA